AUGGGGUUAGUGUUAUUAGUGGCAAUAAUAUUUAGGGCUACCCAUGCAAAUGCAAAUGCAAAUGCAAAUGCAAAUACGAAAAUCCCGUGCUUAGAAGCGAUAACAAAGAUAAGUCCGUGCGAGGAUUAUCUUGCGGGCAAAGCUAAAGGUGUGACGGCCGCGUGCUGUAACGGUGCUCGUUCGCUAAUCCCUAUUAUUCCGCCCGGUAUUAAGCCGGGAGACUUGUGCCCCUGCUUUAUGAUGGCUAAACCUGGUUUCAAUAUUCUUCCCGAUAGAGCCGACGCUCUUCCCGGUUUAUUUUACACUGAUUUACCGCCGGUGGCCGGAGUGGUGGGGACCGAUAACGGAGCUACAAGUGCUAAGAUUAACUAG
Molecule: messenger RNA, 372 nt
Organism: Erythranthe guttata (spotted monkey flower)
Lineage: Eukaryota; Viridiplantae; Streptophyta; Magnoliopsida; Lamiales; Phrymaceae
Product: non-specific lipid-transfer protein AP10
Source: RefSeq, a predicted model, not a curated record